Phyllostomus hastatus (greater spear-nosed bat) is the source of this 1909-nucleotide messenger RNA. RefSeq names its product linker for activation of T cells (gene LAT). The record is from RefSeq and is a predicted model, not a curated record. The transcript is spliced from 12 exons. NCBI's taxonomy places the organism in Eukaryota, Metazoa, Chordata, Mammalia, Chiroptera, Phyllostomidae. The coding region runs from base 393 to 1232 and encodes 279 amino acids. Gene Ontology annotation, biological process: signal transduction. Gene Ontology annotation, cellular component: membrane.
GAUUUCCUGCCCUCACCCGGAGCUCACCACAGCUUCCUGCCGCAGGCGGGCAGGCAGGCGCUGUGAGGCGGGCGCCAAGCCGAGGGGCAGGUAGGCCUGGGUGCAGAGUCCAUGCAGGGGUGGCUGGUGCCCCAGACUCCAGCCCAGGCCCUGGCCGGACUGCUCUGGGAUAAAGGGUCUUCCAGAGCCAGCACUGACCCCCACUCAGCCCAACGAGGGGAAGGGAUCUGGGGAGCCCUCAACGAGGGCGCAGCUGCCCUCCGCCAGGCUUCUAGCCUGGUGCCACUGGGCCCGGUCUCUCUGCUGGCCCAGCCCGCUCUGUGGGGCAGCUGUGUCCUGGAGGGGCACAGGGCGAGCAGUCAGGCCUGGUCCAAGCUCUGUCCUGCAGGUAGAUGGAGGUGGCCAUCCUGCUCCCCCUCGUGCUGGGCCUCCUGCUGCUGCCGCUCUUGGCCGUCCUGCUGACGGCACUCUGUGUACGCUGCCGGGAGCUGUCAGAUUCAGACGACCCUGCCACCUCCGACAGUGGGACCCUACACAGAAUCGUGAUCAAACGGCCUCGUGAGUACAUGGAGGGUCCUUGGCCUCUGGGGUAUGGAAGAGAGUUCCCUGGAAUGCGAGCAAGCCUUGACAAGGUUAGGACACGAUGUCUGGACUCAUUCCUUCACCUCGGUCCUGUGUCCUCAGCCAUGAUAGCCUCCUGGUCACCAGCUACUUCCUAUCCAUCUGUUACAUCCCAUCCAUCCUUGAGCCAGCCAGACCUGCUUCCCAUGCCGAGAUCCCCACAGCCCCCAGGGGGCUCCCACCAAGUGUCAUCUUCCCGGCAGGACUCUGAUGGUGCCAACAGUGUGGCAAGCUAUGAGAAUGAGGAGCCAGUCUGUGAGGACGAGGAUGAAGAUGAGGAUGAGGAGGACUAUCACAACGAGGGCUACUUGGUGGUGCUUCCCGACACCGUCCCAGCCGCCUGCAGCGCUGCCAAGGCAGCUCCUGUGCCCAGCAACCCCGGCCUCCGAGACAGCGCCUUCUCCAUGGAGUCGGGGGAAGACUAUGUGAACGUUCCUGAAAGCGAGGAGAGUGCAGAUGCGUCUCUGGAUGGGAGCCGGGAGUACGUGAACGUGUCCCAGGAGCUGCAGCCCACGGCUAGGACCGAGCCUGCCAUCUUGAGCUCCCAGGAGGCCGAGGAAGAGGAGGAAGAGGGCGCCCCAGACUAUGAGAAUCUGCAGGAGCUUCACUGAGGGCCUGUAUGAGGCAUGCCUGCCCUGGAGCCUGCCUUGCCUGGGAGGGCCGAGCUGGGCCCACUUGGCACCCCAGCCCGGCUCCAGCCUGACAACAGCCUGAGAAUUUUCCUCCUAACUUAUUGUCACUUUGGGGUCCAAUCUAGGUGCCCCCAACACUCUGCACCUUCUGACACAGCCUGAGAAUGAACUGCCUCGACCCCAGCCCUACUCUGUGGUAGAAUAAAGGCUGGUGUGGUCUGUAGUGCUCUUGACUUUGGGGGGUCCAGUGGGUCGCAGUCAGGGUGAGGGUGGGCUGUGCCCGAGGCCUGCAUGUGUACGUGUCUGUGGCUGCCCAUCCCCCGCAGGGCCUGCGUGCUCCUAGCGCCCUGGCCAGGUGCCGCAGGGGUGGCUGUAACGGCCGGGACACGUCUCCUCGCGGGUGCGGCAAGCCUGACCCAGGCUGGCACCUCUGGGGCCCAGAUGCAUCUCCCCAUGAGACAGCCCCCAGAGACCAUGGCUGCACUAAUGGGGGAGUGGGGUGUGGGGGUGCUCUGGGGGGGGCCUCCGAGCAAGACCCUUCUCUGCUUGCCCCCGGUUUCUUCAUUUACAAAAGAAGCGGGGGGACUCGAUGACUUUGAAGGGCUUUCUUAGUUUUUACCUUUUGUGGCUCUCAAUAAAACAGAACUUAAAAAUUA